AUGUCUGUACCAGCAGACAUCCUGUUCUCAAUCUUCGAUCUUCUCGCGGACGACAGACCUACCCAGCAGGCUGGAUGCCUCACUGCCAAGGUCCUCACUUCCCACUGCCAGCGACACCUGUUUCGUUCUCCGUCGUUCAAUUUCAUGGUCGACGUCGGGCCUGACGCCCAGGAUACAGUCCCGGUGUCGAAUGCCCUUGCAUGCUUCGCUCAGGCACUAGAGAGUAAUCCAUGCCUAGGAUCCUACGUACUCUCGUUCGGAACAAUUGUUGGUGGAUACACGCAAUCCUCAGAAGAUCAAACUAAGUACCGCCAAGGGAACAUCGACGUGACGGCUUUGCUUCGUCAGACUUUCUCCAAGCUAGGGAACUUGGAGUCAAUCCAUCUGCAGGCCGGAAUAUCCCAUGCUACACCGCUGAUUCAGGUAGUACGGUUUGAAGAACUCAUCGAAAUUCCAUUUCCCAAUCUCCGCAGUCUUCGACUCGUAGGGCCGGGUGUGUCUAUCCCUGAUCCUUUGUAUUCCCGCCACUUCUCCUGGCCUGCGACUCUACAAACACUGGUCAUAGAUGACUGCGCACAGAAGAGACCACCAGAAGGCAAGUCUGUGGCUGGGUCAGUUAAAACUCGCUGUUUCACCUAUGUGGACUCUGGGCGAAUGCCAUUCACCCCAAAAUCGCUCCUGGACUCCGUCGAUCCCCAAAGCAUUCACCACUUCCAUUUCUCUUCGAAUAAGGAGCCGGACCGACUUCGAGCGUUGGAAAUACUCUCCAAGUCGUCGCCUAACCUUACGUCGUUCACCUACGCCGUCCCCGAGCGGUCUGCGGGCGGGAUACACACAAGAAGGAACAGGUUCUUUCACAAAGAUAACACACAUAUAUUCGCUUCUCUCAUCGGCCUCGAGACGUUCGGAUUUCAAGUCGAGGCAAGCGACUUUCUCUUCAAUGCUGCCCAUCCCGAGCGGACAGAUUACCGCACAUUGCCCCGAUUCAUGGCCUCCACAUUCUGCAGCACCGCCUUGUCCGCUAUUCCCAACAUCACUACGCUCGAGAUCAAGAUCAUACAGAUGUACAGUGUCGACGUGACCACCGAAUUCGUGGAUUAUUUCAUCGAUAUCGACGACUAUUUGGCUCGUGGGCCAUUCCCUCGCCUGAACAAGGUUCGGCUGGUGUUCAACGUGAGGAAGAGUUGGUUGGAGAAGGAAGAGAUUACUACCUCGGAGAUGCGGGAGUCGUUUCAGUUGUGGGCCAAUGCAGCUUUUGUAGAGUCGAAGGAGAAGCGGGGACUCGAGGCGGAGGUGGAGGUCAAUGAUCACGAGGGGCUAUAUGCUAGGUAUGGGUGA
Messenger RNA from Coprinopsis cinerea okayama7#130, 1338 nucleotides. RefSeq lists its product as hypothetical. NCBI's taxonomy places the organism in Eukaryota, Fungi, Basidiomycota, Agaricomycetes, Agaricales, Psathyrellaceae. The record is from RefSeq and is a predicted model, not a curated record. The transcript has 2 exons. The coding region runs from base 1 to 1338 and encodes 445 amino acids.